UCUCCUGAUAUUUCAUCACCAUACAUUUUUUUGCGCAGAUUAAAAUUUUCGAUCGAUUCCACCAUCCGUGGUCAUUAAUUUAAAGUAAUUGAAGUAAAAUCCAACAAUUGAAUUCCAAAACCUUAGCUCAUUUACAAAAAAAAUUCAAUUCUACGGCGAAUUUAAUAAGCAGACAGUUUUCUUGACAAACACACUGAGUUAUUGUACAAUUGAAUUCAAAAUGGCCCAAAGCACCGAUCAAAAUGUUCCGGUCGAGCAACAAGUGACCAAACUGUACGAGCUUCAGUUGCGCGACAAGGCCAGUUCUGUUCUUUACCUGAAUACGAAAACGUUUGACGUUAAGUUUUUGUUUUUCGAACAAAAUACCGCCGAUGUUGCCGAGAAAAAACUCAUUGAAGAGGUACCGGCUCACAAGGCAAUUUUGGCUGCGGUAAGUCCAGUAUUUGAUGCUGAAUUCUUCGGUUCAGUCAAGGAAAAAGGUGACGUUGAAAUCGUCGAUUCAUCGCCGGAGGCGUUUAAAGAAUUUUUAAAGUGUUUUUACUUCGGCACUGUCACAUUCACAAUGAAAAACAUCCCGGAAAUCAUGAAUUUGGCCAACAAAUACGAUGUCGCCGACUGCAUGGGUGCAUGUGCCAAAUUUCUUAUGGACAAUUUAACAUCGAAUGAUAUUUGCUGGGUCUAUGAAUUGGCCAUGUUGCACGUGCAUCAAGAAUUGAAAAAAUUCUGCGAUGAAUUCAUCAUUUCGAACGCAAGCACAGUGCUAAAAUCGGAGGAAUUUCUCGCGUCUAGUCAAAAAUUGUUACGUGAAAUUCUGAUUUUGGACCUUUGUUGUAAAGAAACAGUCGUCUUCGAUCAAUGUAUGGCUUGGGCAAAAAACGCAUGCCAACAAAGCGGCAUAAAUGCAAAUGUUGCAUCGAAUUUACGAGAUCAACUGGGCGAUUGCUUGUACUUGAUUCGAUUCGGAUUAAUGACAAUUCAAGAAUUUUCGGAAGCCACACUCAACUGCGAAGGAAUUUUUACACUUGAUGAAAUGGGCGAUAUAAUGCGUUCGAUAUCGUUGAAAGGAUUUGUUUCGAAGAAGUUCCAUCAAAAUCCGCGAUGUUACUGGGAUCAAAGCAAAGUUUGGAUAUGUAAGCCUAACCAUUGGAGCCACGAAAAACAAAUUCAAGAACGUGAAAUUGUCUUCAUUACAUCAAAUAGAACUACGUUGCUCGGGAGAGUAUUUUUUGCAGCCGUAUUUAGCAAUAGCCACCAUGGUAUAUUGAAUGCCAAAGUCACCAUUGUGGAGAUACAAGGCCAAUCAUUUGCUGCCGAAAACGGGACCAUUCUAUUCCAAGACACACAGUCCCUUUCCCAAAAUACAACAAAUUACAUCAAGCUACCGAUCCCAAUCGUUAUCAAUAGGAACAAUACAUAUCAAUUGUGUUGUGAAUUUGGAAAUAAAAACCAUUCGAAAUAUUUUUACGGAUGCAAACUUGGUGAAGUCACAUUAAAGAAUGGCCUUAUCAUUACAUUUGAAAAGGGCAGUGGUCACGAGCAUAUGAUUAAACGCUUGGAAGUAAUCGACAACUAAUCGAACAGUUCGAGAUUCCGUUGGAGAUUUGAUUAGGUUUACGACAAAAAAACUAACAUUUUCUGCCAUUUAAAACUUCACAUAAACAAUCAUCAAAACAAAUUUAUUUAAAAUAAUGAAAUUCGCU
This is a messenger RNA of Contarinia nasturtii (swede midge), 1700 nucleotides long. Its product is annotated as BTB/POZ domain-containing protein 3-like. Gene Ontology annotation, biological process: neurogenesis. The record is from RefSeq and is a predicted model, not a curated record. Gene Ontology annotation, molecular function: protein binding. The transcript has 2 exons. NCBI's taxonomy places the organism in Eukaryota, Metazoa, Arthropoda, Insecta, Diptera, Cecidomyiidae. Gene Ontology annotation, cellular component: cytosol. The coding region runs from base 221 to 1573 and encodes 450 amino acids.